CCACACACACACACCAUUUGACAGCAACUUCAAAUUCUUCCUUUUCUUUCAAAGUAUUUAAUUAUCUCCUUAUAAUAUUAUCUACGAAGAUCAAGAAGAACCAUUCGAGGCUUAUCAUCUUCUCAUAAUCAUCUUCUCCUGGUUCUCUUGUAUUUGCUACCUUCCCCUACUACUUCUAUUAUUGCUAGUAUAGUAUUGGUUCAAAAUGGCAGCUGCCUCAUCUUUGCUCCGUCGUAUCAACAGCGCCAGCAUUAAUAGCAACAACAAUAAUAAAAACAGUGGUACCUAGAGUAAUAACGACACCACCAGUAUUACUGCUUCAUUGACAAGUGCCUCCCUGCAGCUUACCAACGGUGGCAACAACACUACCAAUAGCAGCAAACACCCCCCGGACACACACCAAUAUCAUUAGCAGUACAAGUAAAAGGAGCAGGUGGGAAGAUGAUGAGGAAGAGGAUGGCUUCUGAGAUGAUGGAAGUGCAAUCAACGAUUACUCACCAAAAUCAUCAGAGGUUAUCUCGAGGUAACAUCAUCAGUGGCACCAACGUGUAUUCACUUUCAAUAUCAGAUAACAACAACAACGAUGAUGAUAAUGAUGUUGGUAUGACUAGAAGUACUGGUGCCUCUUCUUUUACGAGUUGUUCCAACAACAACAAUAUUAACCCUAGUAACCCCAACUCAAUCUUAUAUCCAGUCCUCAACUACCAUGCUACGACUUCUAUGCUACCUUCUUCCACGCACUUGACAGCAAUUACGUCAGGCGGGUCUGCUUCUCUGUCUGUUUCUGGGUUCUUGUCUCCUACAAUACUUUCCACCAACUUAAUUACUAGCUGCGACGACACCCACACCCACAUCCACACCCAAUCCCAACUCCCAGCCGUCUGUGGUUUCUCUGGUCUACCCUUGUUCCCUCCAGCUGAAAUAAAAAGAAACAAUAUCCGAUCAAACGCCGCCGCCGAUCCACCGCCCGGCCUCAUCACUACCUCUAUUACUGCUCCUACUACUAGUACUGUUGCUUCAGUUUCCAUGGAAGAUUUCACAUCCGCCACUGCUUGGAUUGAUGGCCUCAUAAAGGACCUACUCCACACUUCCACCAAUGUGUCCAUUCCUCAGCUCAUUCAGAAUGUGAGGGAGAUCAUCUACCCUUGCAACCCCAAUCUGGCCUCCCUCCUCGAGUACAGGCUCCGUUCUUUGACAGACCCAAUAAUCCCGUCCAAUAUUCUCCCGGUGGAGAGGAGUAGGAAUAAGGAGGCAGCCGCAGCGGUACCAUUACCUCUUCAGAUCCAGAGGCGUUAUAAUCAAGGUCAUGUCUCUAACUCUGGGCUCACUCUUGAUCUUGACAAUAUCGUCUCUAAUUCCGCUCCUCCAGUUUCUUCACAUGUUAGUCACUACUCUAACUGGGGACCGACGCCACCUCUCAUCUGCCAACCAAACAUCCAACAGCAACACCUGCAACCACAAAUCCACCUUGUUCAUCAUGAUCAGCAUCUGCAACAACAGCAGCAGAUGCAACAAGAGAGCCCUUCUUCUACUUCCAAUGUUACACCAACUAUUCUAGCAUUAAAUCAAGGACAACCUCCACAACAGCAAGAGCAAGAUCAGCAGCAGGAAAAAUCAUCAUCUGCAGAGGCAGAACAGGUAAGCAGCACCACAUCCCCUCCCUCUUCAUCAGCAGCAGCCAGCCGAGAUAAGAAAGAAGAGAUGCGGCAGCAAAAGAGAGACGAAGAAGGCUUGCACCUUCUGACCUUACUGCUCCAAUGCGCGGAGGCCGUCUCCGCUGAUAAUUUUGAGGAAGCUAAUAAGAUGCUACUUGAGAUCUCGGAGCUGUCGACGCCAUUUGGAACUUCAGCGCAGCGAGUGGCUGCUUACUUCUCGGAGGCUAUGUCAGCAAGGCUGGUCAGCUCUUGCUUGGGGAUAUACGCCACGCUUCCUUCAUUGCCCCAAAGCCAUACCCAGAAGAUGGCUUCGGCCUUUCAGGUGUUCAAUGGGAUUGGCCCUUUCAUCAAGUUCUCUCAUUUCACAGCCAACCAAGCGAUACAAGAAGCGUUUGAAAGGGAAGAGAGAGUCCACAUCAUAGAUCUGGACGUCAUGCAAGGUUUGCAGUGGCCUGGGCUAUUUCAUAUCCUAGCAUCUAGGCCAGGUGGACCACCAUAUGUCCGCUUGACCGGGUUGGGGACCUCUUUAGAGGCUCUUGAAGCAACGGGGAAACGUCUGUCUGAUUUCGCAGACAAACUGGGACUUCCCUUUGAGUUCAUUCCAGUGGCCGAAAAGGUUGGAAAUUUGGAGCCAGAGAGGCUUAAUGUGAGCAAGAGGGAGGCUGUGGCCGUCCACUGGUUGCAACACUCGCUCUACGAUGUCACCGGUUCCGAUACAAAUAUGCUUUGUCUGUUGCAAAGGUUGGCACCAAAAGUAGUGACUGUGGUAGAACAGGACCUAAGCCAUGCGGGAUCCUUCCUGGGAAGGUUUGUGGAGGCCAUACACUACUACUCCGCAUUGUUCGACUCCUUGGGAGCAAGCUAUGGGGAGGAGAGUGAGGAGAGGCAUGUAGUGGAGCAGCAGUUGCUCUCCAGAGAGAUACGCAAUGUAUUGGCCGUGGGAGGUCCAUCCAGAAGUGGGGAUGUCAAGUUCCACAACUGGAGGGAAAAACUACAACAGUCCGGGUUCAAAGGCAUCUCUCUUGCUGGGAAUGCUGCUACACAAGCCACUUUGCUCCUUGGCAUGUUCCCCUCUGAUGGUUAUACAUUAGUGGAGGAUAAUGGCACCCUCAAGCUUGGUUGGAAAGACCUUUGCUUGCUCACUGCAUCUGCCUGGAGGCCUUUUCAUGACACUAUUGAAACUGCCACUACCAUCCCUCACCACCACCACCACCACCAACAACAACACCACCACCACCACCACCACCACCGCUUUGUCACUGCCUAGCUAGCUAUCUGGUUAAUUUGCUUGCCUACUUUUCAUUGUUGUUCCCAAACAGCAUGAAUUAAACCUUUUUGUUUCCAUCCCAUUUUGUCUUCUACAUUGGACUAUGGAUAUAAAAAGCUUGCAGAUAGUUUUUAUUCGUCAUGUAGAGUAACCAGACGCUUUUUUUUUCAAGAAAAAAAUUUCAUCC
Molecule: messenger RNA, 3109 nt
Organism: Populus euphratica (Euphrates poplar)
Lineage: Eukaryota; Viridiplantae; Streptophyta; Magnoliopsida; Malpighiales; Salicaceae
Product: protein SCARECROW-like
Exons: 2
Coding region: 442-2922 (826 amino acids)
Source: RefSeq, a predicted model, not a curated record